This is a messenger RNA of Pedinophyceae sp. YPF-701, 1269 nucleotides long. The record is from the annotation of a GenBank genome assembly. Lineage: Eukaryota; Viridiplantae; Chlorophyta; Pedinophyceae.
AUGCUGGUCCGUACACUCUCGGGGACGGCCAUGGUGGUGGGCUUCGUGGUGUGCAUCUACGCAGGGCACGUGGCGCUCUUCGCGAUGAUCGUGGGCAUCCAGAUCGCCAUGGCGAAGGAGCUCUUCCUCAUCGCGCGUCGCUCCGUCGGGACCGAGGGCGACAAGUCCCUCAGCCAGGGCUUCUUUGGCAACUUCCAGUGGUGGUACUUCAACGCCGCCUCCUUCUACAUGUACGGCCGCUUCUGCAAGCGCAACCUCAUGGUCGAGAUCCGGGACUACCCGUUCAUCGUGCGGUACUCGGCGCUGCAGAAGGCGCUGCGGUGGCUGGUCCGCUACCACACGUUUUCGUCGUUCUCCCUCUACCUGUUCGGGUUCGUGGCGUUCGUGCUGUCGCUGCAGAGCGGGCGCGUGCUGGAGCGCUUCGGGCAGCUCGCGUGGACGCACAUGGUGCUGCUGUACACGCUCGUGCCCUCGUCCUUCCUCGUGGCGCUCAUCUUCAAUCAAGGAAUCAUAUGGCUCAUUUUCCCCUGCUCCCUGGUCAUCAUGAACGACAUCAUGGCCUACUUCUGCGGCAUGCUCCUCGGCCGCACGCCGCUCAUCCCGCGCCUGUCGCCCAAGAAGACCUGGGAGGGCUUCGUUGGCGGCAUGUUUGCCACCAUGGCGUUCUCGUUCUGGCUCGCCGCCUUCCUGCAACAGUACCAGUGGAUGGUCUGCCCGCGCACCGACCUCUCCGUGUACAGCUGGGUCGAGUGCGAGAUCGACCCGAUCUACCAGCGGGAGGUGGUGAGCGGGCAGGACCUGCUGGGGAUGCUCCCCGGCUCCGUGCUCACGGAGAUGGACCAGUUCUCGUCCCUCGUCCCGCGCUCCAUCGCGCAGACCUUCCUGACGACGGAGGUGCGGUUCUCGGCCUUCCAGGCCCACGGCGUCGUCAUCGCGCUCUUCGCGUCGGUGAUCGCGCCGUUCGGGGGCUUCUUCGCCAGCGGCUUCAAGCGCGCGCUCGGCGUCAAGGACUUCGGCGAGAGCAUCCCGGGGCACGGCGGCAUGACGGACCGCAUGGACUGCCAGGUCGUGAUGGCGGUGUUCGCCUACAUCUACCUGCACUCGUUCGUGCUCAGCCACUCGGACACCGUCACGGAGAUCCGAGACUCCAUCGCCAUGCUAGAGACGGAGGAGAAGAUCGCCGUGUUCCUCGACGUAGCCAGGCAAGUGAAGGAUGCUGGCGUGGACGCGGCGAAGUUGCUGACGAGCAGCGCAGAGGUGGGAGGCUGA